This is a messenger RNA of Knipowitschia caucasica, 1371 nucleotides long. Lineage: Eukaryota; Metazoa; Chordata; Actinopteri; Gobiiformes; Gobiidae. The record is from the annotation of a GenBank genome assembly.
AUGAACAACAGAAAGGAGGACAUGGAGAUCUCGUCUCACUAUCGACAGCUCCUGCGGGAGUUGAACGAGCAGCGGCAGCACGGCAUCCUGUGUGACGCCUGUGUCAUCGUGGACGGAAAGAUCUUCAAGGCCCAUAAGAACGUCCUGCUGGGCUCCUCGCGCUACUUCAAGACCCUCUACUGCCAGGUGAAAAAAGGAUCUGAGCCUCCUCACCAGAUGACCGUCACUCACCUGGACAUCGUCACGGCAACAGGUUUCAAAGCCAUCUUAGACUUCAUGUACUCCGCGCACCUUGCCCUUACCAGUAAAAACGUCAUAGAGGUUAUGUCUGCAGCGAGUUACCUGCAGAUGACCGACAUUGUCCAAGCUUGUCACAGCUUCAUCAAAGCGGCUUUGGACAUCAGCAUCCGCUCCGAAAUGGCCGACGAGCUGGCGGACUUUGAGAUGGGGGCGGUGGCUGCGGCCGGGCUGGGAGGUGGUAUUUUAUCUGGAGCUGGGAGUGUAGUUGGGCCAGGACUUGGGGGAACUGGUGGAGCCAUAGUCGGGAUGGCAUCCGAAGCGUUAGCAUCAAUAAUGUCCGGACGCAGCACUUCUCCCUGGCUAGCUCGCCGCACAAGCCCUGCAAACUCAUCGGGGGAUUCGGCCAUCGCGAGUUGUCACGAAGGCGGAAGUACUUACGGAAAAGAGGACCAAGAGGCGCCCAAAAGCCAUGAGAGUCAAGAGGAGGCCUGCCAUGACUCGCAGCCCGCCUGGCCGCAUGACUAUAGGCCCGUCACUGUCAAAGAAGAACAAGUGUCCCCCGCGUCAUCUUCACACCCGCGAGACACGCAAAGAGGUGCUGCCCAAAGCCAGACGGAGCAAGGCGUGGGGCAAACGGGAAACGGAGAUGGACCUUGGCAACCGCUGGCGGGAUCGGGCAGAAGGAAGAACAGAAAGAACAAGGACACGGUCAGGCAUAUUACCCAACAGGCAGAGCAACACUGGGACAAAGAGCGGGACCGAGAGAGGGACAGUAGACCUGGGUCGCCUCUGCCCUCCAUACUGGCUGUGGCCGGAUGGAACUACAAUGGACAAGAAAUCCCAGGGGCAGACGUGACAGAACCAAACAGCUCAGACAGUCGGGGAGAGCGGCUCGACUUCUUCCUCAAGCAGGAGCCUCUGACCACAGAAUCCAGCUUCCUCGGCGUCAGCGAAUCAGAAGAGGGCGGAGCAGGAGCAAGGGGCGGGACCAUCUCAUCCGUGGCCAAUCUGAAGGCGGCGCUGAUGAGUAAGAACAGUCUGCUGUCGCUGCGUGCGGAGAUGCUGGGAGAGGACAGUCCACUGCUGUACGAGUACCUGCCCAAAGGAGGACACUCCCUCUCGUGUAAGUGA